CAGGUAUGGACCCUCACUUUGAAAAAGCCAGUGAAUCAGAUUCCCAGAUAUUCAUGUUUCCUCGUUGUAUUUCACUUUUCUUCAAAACCCCCAACUCAUUAGAAACCUCCUCCUCCUCCUGUAUAAACUACACCAAUUGUUGAACCAAAACCAUCAAACUCCAACAAUGGGUGUUUCCAAUUCAAAAACAGAGCCCUCCUGCGAACCAUUGCGAUUAUGCAAACAACGAAGACGCUUCAUCAAACAAGCUAUCGAUUCCCGCUACAAUUUAGCAGCAUCCCAUCUUCUCUACAUCCAAUCACUUCAUAACCUCGGAAUCACCCUCGCUAAAUUAGCACAAGAAACAGGGGAAUCCUCUCUUCCACCAUCUCCAACCCACAAUUCAACCUUAAGUUACAUGAAAUCAUCUGGAAUUGGUUCUGUAACAGUUAAUCUUAAUCCAUCCACUGUUAAUAACAGCUGUAAGGUAUACGUAGACGACGUCGAUUCCUUAACAAUGUCACCAUCGCCACCGCCACCGCCCCCACCACCGCGGUUCUCGUGGGACUAUUUUGAUCCCAGUGAUGGGAGCUUUAGGUUAAUGGGUGUUGCGGUGAAACAGGGUCAAAUUGGGUAUGGGGAAGAUGGUUCAGAUGAUGGUGAAGCGAUCGGGGAUAAUUCGGUUUGUGAAAGUGGUCAGAUUGAACAAUGUGGGUUGAAAGAUGGUUGUGAAACAGAGGAAACAGGGGAUCCUGCUGAGGUUGUGUUUCAUAGGGGUAAAGGUUUUGUUUGGAGGAUGAAAGAGGUUGAGAAUUGGUUUGUUAGAGGUUCGAAAGCGGGGAAUGACGUUUCGAGGAUGCUUGAGGCGAAUCAGAUCCAGAUUAGCUAUUCCGAAGCGAAUGGUGGCUCAACUGGAUCAUCUUCGUCGCUUCUGACUUGUUUUCGAGGGGAAAACUCGCUUGUUUUACAUGAACCUCAACAAAGAACAAAAGUCAUUACAUGGAAGCGGUCAAUGUCUACUAAUUCCUCGUUGUUGCGUCUUCCGGGCCCACCAUCAAACGAAGAUAACGAUAACGAAAACAAUUUCAUAGAAGAGUUUUGCAUGAUAGCAGGAAGCCAUUCCUCAACUCUUGACAGAUUGUAUGCUUGGGAAAGGAAGCUCUAUGAUGAAGUGAAGGCCAGUGAAAGUAUUAGGAAGGAGUACGAAAAAAAGUGUGAUGAACUUAGACAUCAAUUCGCCAAGGAUCUCAAACCUCAUUUAAUCGAUAAAACCCGAGCUGUGGCUAAAGAUUUGCACUCGCGUAUGAAGGUGGCAUUGCAUACAGUUGAUUCCAUAUCAAAACGGAUUGAAAAAAUGCGCGAUGAAGAGUUACAACCUCAACUCAUGGAACUCAUUCAAGGAAUGAUGAGAAUGUGGAAGUCGAUGCUCGAAUGCCACCAUGCUCAAUACCUAACAGCAAACUAUGCAAAGAAUACAAGAACACGAACACGGACCAAGAACUCGGUGAUCAUUGGUGAGCUGGAACAUGAGGUGGAGCGCUUCGGGUCAAGUUUUUCAGACCUGGUCAAAUCCUACACAUCAUAUGUGGAAGCAAUCAACAACUGGCUCCAAAACUGCAUCACUCAACCAAAGGAACGGGUCAAGGGCCGUCGACCAUUUUCUCCUCGGCGGGCUGUGGCCCCGCCGAUUUUCAUAUUGUGCCGUGAUUGGUCAGCGGGGGUUCGAACUCUGCCUUGGCAGAAAGUUAGUGAUGUGAUAAAAGAGUUGUUAUGUCAUAUUCGUCGGCUUUCGAUGGAAGAAGAAAUGAAGAACAAGGAGUUGAGUUUGAUUGAGAAUGGAGAGGAGGAGAAGAAGAUUGCAGGGUGGGAUUUAAGCAUGAUUGAUGGGAGUUUGACCAAGGUUUUUGAUCGUUUGACCAGCUAUUGUGAAGAAUCAUGGAAGAUGUAUGAAGAUAUAAAAGAGAAGGGGGAAACUGCAGGAAGUUUGUAUUUGAAUUAUAGACCACCAACUAGAACUUCCAUCACAUGAAAAUUAAUUUAUAGUUUUAUUA
Molecule: messenger RNA, 2030 nt
Organism: Helianthus annuus (common sunflower)
Lineage: Eukaryota; Viridiplantae; Streptophyta; Magnoliopsida; Asterales; Asteraceae
Product: protein ROLLING AND ERECT LEAF 2
Exons: 5
Coding region: 167-2008 (613 amino acids)
Source: RefSeq, a predicted model, not a curated record